GCCCAAACUUAGUCCCUCCGCGGCCGGCUGUCCACACAAUGUCGCUCACGUCAGUCCUUGUUGCGGCCAUCUUGAGCGCUUCCGGUGCCUCGGCCAGUGCGAUACCUAGCCGGCAGUUCGCACGGCAGGAUGCUUCGAUCCCUCUUCUCACAUGGCAAUUACUUCCGACUGGCAGCACGCAGCAGUUUCGUGGUCUGGCGCCCGUCUCCGACCAGAUCGCCUGGGUAUCCGGCACCAAUGGCACGGUCCUGAAGACUGUCGACGGCGGCUCCAGCUGGACGUCCGUCGGCCCGUCGCUCUCUGAGGCCGAUGCCACGCUGCAGUUCCGCGACGUGCAGGCGUGGUCCGCCGAGAGGGCUGUCAUCUUGUCCAUCGGCGAAGGCAGCGACUCGCGCAUCUACAUCACCUCGGACGGCGGCGCAACCUGGACACAGACAUUCGUCAGCGAGGAGGAGAAGGCGUUCUACAACUGCGUCGACUUCGACACUGAGCAGCACGGUUUCGCGGUCAGCGACCCGGUCAAUGGCAAGUUCCGACUGAUUGAGACGUUCGACGGCGGGGCCAGCUGGGCCAUUGUCGACUCCAGCGGCAUGCCGCCGGCCCUGGAACUCGAGGCCGGCUUUUCCGCGAGCGGCACGUGCCUCGAGACCGCGGGAGGUCGGUGGUACGCCGCCGCGGGCGGCGUGGAUCCCGGCCGGGUGUUUGCCAGUCCCGACGGGCACGUCUGGAGCGUGGCGGACAGCACCAUCGACGGCGGCGAGGCGAGCGGCGUCUUCACCAUCCAGUUCAGGGACGCCCGGCACGGCAUCGCGCUGGGCGGCAACUUCUCCGCGCCCACGGGCAACGUCAACAACGCCGCGUGGUCCGACGACGGCGGCCUCUCCUGGACAGCGGCCGCCAAGUUCCCUGGGGGCUACCGCUCGGGCUCUACGUGGGUGCCGGGCCUCUGCAAGACUGCCAUCGCCGUCGGGCCGACGGGCUCAGACGUCUCUGUCGAUGGGGGACGGACCUGGCAUGGGUUCUACAAUGGCUCGUUUGACAGCGUCGAGUGUGUCAACGCUGGUGCUUGCUGGGCGUCGGGAUCCGGUGGCAGGGUCGCGCGUUUGAGCUUCGAGUAGGCUCUCACCUGAACUGGGGGUUUUGGGGUCGACCUCGUAUGGAUACACCGUGGAAGCCCUUUGAAGGCCUGGAUUUGGGGCAACCAACGAGUAAACACCGCCACAGCUGCUGGAGAAGCAUCCGUAGAAAAUCCAUGACACCGCGAAUUUUGCGCCGAAGUCAAGUAAAUGAGACAAACAUAAUGGGCCAGUUAACGGCGCUUAAUGAAUUGGAUGUUGCCUGGAACAUGUCCUGGAGCACCUGUUAGACGGUAGUCUAUUGACCAGAAAUGAGGAGGCUUGGAUUCACUUCUUGCGCACAUCCGUUCGCGAGCAGUUCUGGACUAAGAAGUUGGUCCAUCCAGUCGCGGAGAUAUAAAACCAGAGUACAAAUCAACUGUCUGAAGGAGGUACAGGAACGAAUGCAAUUGCAGAUUGGUAGCCGUGCCGUGCCGUGCCAGUAUAACACCCUGCCGCACAAAAUCUAAGUGGACCCUAGCUUUG
Messenger RNA from Microdochium trichocladiopsis, 1601 nucleotides. Its product is annotated as oxidoreductase. The transcript has a single exon. Gene Ontology annotation, molecular function: protein binding. Lineage: Eukaryota; Fungi; Ascomycota; Sordariomycetes; Xylariales; Microdochiaceae. The record is from RefSeq and is a predicted model, not a curated record. The coding region runs from base 39 to 1118 and encodes 359 amino acids.